Labrus mixtus (cuckoo wrasse) is the source of this 1225-nucleotide messenger RNA. It is a transcript of the gene mrpl39, whose product is annotated as mitochondrial ribosomal protein L39. Bases 143 to 1153 code for a protein of 336 amino acids. Gene Ontology annotation, molecular function: RNA binding; nucleotide binding. NCBI's taxonomy places the organism in Eukaryota, Metazoa, Chordata, Actinopteri, Labriformes, Labridae. The record is from RefSeq and is a predicted model, not a curated record. The transcript is spliced from 10 exons. Gene Ontology annotation, cellular component: mitochondrion.
CCUAAAUAAUCACGGCUCACCACACAGGCAUGGCGUCCUUCAGCGAGAGGCACAAGUGACACCUAUCAACCUAUUCGCCCCUUCUCUGUGGUUAAUUAAAGUUUUUUUUACAUCGUAUGCGGUUGUAGAGAUAUUUAUCACCAUGGCGACCAGGACCGCGUGUCAACUUCUCCAGCGCCGCUUUGCAUCUGCUGCAGCCGCUGUGCAUCCAGCGGCUGCCGAGGUCCGAAGCCAUCGCUACGCCGUCUUCUCCAGAGAGCAGGCCCGGCAGAGAGCUCUGUACCCUCGCAUCGAGAAGGUCGAGGUGACCGUGGAGGGCCCGGGGCUGGAGGGGACACUGCUCGUCAUGAACAGAGGGUUGUCCACUCCGCUCAGCUGUGCCAGACACCUCACAGAGCAUCAUGUCACUAACUCGGUGCUGGCCCUGGUGGACGGGGAACCUUGGCCUCUCCAUCAGCCGCUCACCCGCUCCUGCUCACUCACUCUGCUCACGUUUAAAGACAGCGACCCAACGCUGGUCAACCAGGCGUUUUGGCGGUCCUGUGCCUCCCUCCUCGGUCAGGUUCUGGAGACUGCGUUCAAGGACGACUUCACCGUGGCGCUGCUCAGCGCAGCGGACGUGCCAGUCACUUCCGGAGCGUUCUGCUGUGACGUGGCGCUCGACCCUCAGCUGGACUCGUGGACGCCUUCCGAGGAGUCGUUGCGGUCUCUAACCCGAGGGGCCCAGCAGUUGAUCCAUCAGGACCUGGCCUGGGAGCCUCUGGAGGUGACGCCCUCUGUGGCGCUGGAGGUCUUCUCACACAGCAGAUGUAAACAGGAAGAGGUCGAACAGAAGGCAGCAGAAAGUCCCAGAGGCACACUGAUGCUCUACAGAUGUGGGGACCAUGUGUUGCUGAGUGGGGGCCCCCUGGUGGCCAGAACAGGCCUGUGCUCCCAGUACGAGGUGACGGCCCUCCACAGCCUGGGACAGGGACCCUGGGGUCUUCAUCGUCGAGCUCAGGGCCUCUCUCUGCCUCCGCAGCUGCAGGCUCACCACACUGUCUGGAGGAAACUGAGGCAGCGGGCAGAGAAACUGGUUGAGGUGCCGAAGACUCAAGAAGUGACCCCGCCUUCUCUUCCCGACCCCGACCAACCAGUAACGUCCUCUGUGUGACCUUCCACACACGCAUACACACUUUGACGUGUACCACACUGUAUUCUUUGCUCAAUAAAUGUGUAAAAACAA